AUGGGAAAUGAUGAAACUGCAAUAGGGAGUCUUAAGAAAUAUUUGCAUGCUACAUUCCAUAUAAAGGACCUAGGAGCACCGAAAUACUUCCUUGGUAUUGAGAUUGCUCGAUCCAACCAAAGGAUUUAUCUUAGUCAGCGGAAGUUUGUAUUGGAGAUCAUUUCAGAAGCUGGACUAUCAGAAUGCAAGCUAGCAGUUAUUCCAAUCGAGCAGAAUGCCAAAUUAACCACAGCGGAUUUUCUUGGAGGGACAUCUCAGAAUGAUGAUCCUAUACUCAAAGAUCUAACAAGUUAUCAGAAGCUCAUUGGAAAACUCAUAUAUCUGACUAUCACCAGACCUGAUAUUUCAUAUGCCGUGCAAACUCUCAACCAAUGUAUGCACAGCCCCAAGGAGUCUCACAUGAAUGAUGCCUUAAAAGUUGUGAAAUAUCUGAAGAAAUGCCUAGGACUCAGGAUACUUCUAUCUAGAAGAUGUAACAUGGAAUUGAUGGCAUACUGUGAUGCAGAUUAUGCGACCUGUCCGAUGAGUCGAAGAUCGAUUAUUGGCUUUUGUAUUAAAUUUGGGGAAUCUCUUCUUUUAUGGAAGACCAAGAAAUAG
Molecule: messenger RNA, 597 nt
Organism: Eucalyptus grandis
Lineage: Eukaryota; Viridiplantae; Streptophyta; Magnoliopsida; Myrtales; Myrtaceae
Exons: 1
Coding region: 1-597 (198 amino acids)
Source: RefSeq, a predicted model, not a curated record